Molecule: messenger RNA, 3717 nt
Organism: Closterium sp. Yama58-4
Lineage: Eukaryota; Viridiplantae; Streptophyta; Zygnematophyceae; Desmidiales; Closteriaceae
Source: the annotation of a GenBank genome assembly
AUGGGUAGUCGCGAGGGGUACGGCAGCGGCGGCGAGCUUCCUUUCAUGUCCUCCCGCGCCCGCUCGCAGCGCCGCGAUCUGGAUUCUUGCUCCUUCCUCGAACCUGGGAACGAGUUCUCUCGGCGUCCGUCGCUGCUGAAUGACAACCUGGAUGGCGGCCGCCCCAGCCAUGAGUUUGCUCGGCGGCCGUCCCUUCUCAGUGAUAACAUGGACCCCUUCCGAUCCAGUGCACGAGUGGGGCCGUCCUUGUCAUCACUGACGGGGUCGUCACUGGACCCAGUGGACGCGGCUCUCUCGCAGCCCGCCCUCUCAGGCCACCCCAUGCGCGCGCCCACGCCCCUCGAUGCCGCUGCCACCGGCGUCUCAGGCACAGGCGUUGCCGCCGCCACUCGCUCUGUGGAGCGCUACAUGUCGUACCUCUCUGGCGCCUCCUCCCGCCGCCCUGCUGCCUAUGCCCCGCCCUCAGCCCUCGCCAUUCCGUCUGUUGCCGCACCCUCGGGGAGCGCCCUCAGUCCCACGAGUGAGCCCGAGGGCAACAUGCGGCGGCACCGCAGCAGGCGCAGGGCCAUGCAGGAGGACAGGCUGGGCCACCUCGCUGGCAGAACGCACAUGCAGCACUCGCGGUCGGCCAACGCGUGUGAGCGCGGAUUCAUGAGUGGCGGCGAGGGGGGUCCGGGGCGGUACGAGCGCAUGUCCAUGCUGAGCGGUGCUGUGAGCGAGUCGGAGGGCGCGGUCGCCAUGACCACACGCGCUGCCGCCUACCUCAUGCGCCACACACCCCCCUCUGGCAGCGUUGAAACCAGUCCCGAGGCAGCGCAGGCAUACCGGUCGAGGUCAGACAAGAGGAUGGGGUCGGCAGCUGCAGCAGCCGUGGCGGCUGUCAGCUCCUCCGGCUACGACUCGCCCACCCCGCCCUCCUCUGCUGCUACACUCGCGGCAGGGGCAGGGGGGAUGGGUGCAGUGGGGGGGAUGCAGGCAGCGGCAAUGGGAGGGCCAGUACCGCCAGGCGCAGGGAGGUCGGAUGGCAGCAUGUCGGACCACUCAUUCAUGUCAGCGCGAACCAGGGCGUCCCUGGCGCCCAUGCACAGACGCUCCUUCGACAACUCCUCCUCCCACAGUCAAUACCGGCACAACACUGUGGGGUCAGAUGUUGAGGACUCCAGGCAACUCCCGCCCAGCUCAACACUGGGUGGGGAUACAGCAGCAUCCAGUUCCGCGUCACUGGCAGCAGGCGCGCCACCAGGGGGGCUGGCCCCCACGCCCCCUGUGGGCCCCUUUGAGCCCGCGCCCCCUCUCGUGCGCCGCCGCACCUACUCUGCUGCUGACGGCUCGGCAGAGGUCUCGGCGGCAGGCAUGGAGCAUACCCGUGUCCAUUCGCUCCUCCUAACGCCCCUCACCGCUCUGCUUGCAUGGCUGGGUGCUUCCAGGAAGGUGCGGGAGUACAAGGAGGCGAUUCGCAGGGACAGGAGGGCGUUGAGAGUGGAGACAGCGGCGGCAGCAGCGGGGGACCAGCCGCUCACGGCGGAUGGCACCGACCCCUCCACUGCUCCCUCGCCCCUCCCCCCCACCUCCUCCACCUCCGUCUCUGCUGCGCCCUUCUCCUCUGUCCUGGUCGGUGCCCAUCCCUUCCUUGGUCCACCGCCUCCCCCUCUGUCGCCUCUCCUGCCGUGCCAUGGCAGCCCUGUGCAUGUGUCCACAACAUCUCCUCGCUCUCCUGGAUGCACCAGAUCCUGCAAGCGACCUCUUUUCACCGCAUCCUUCCCACUAUCCCCUUUCCCAUGUACCCUCUUCCAAGUCCGCACUGCCAUAUCCCUUUCCCCCAUCUUUUUUCCAACCUGCUCCUUUCACUCUCCCCUCUCUUCCCUCCCACGUGCCCUGCCCUCCUCGUCUCCCGCCCAGCGUGUGUGUCCCACAUGCCACCAGCACUGGCCGCUCACCACAGCACAGCUCUCCCCUGCCGUCCCCGCCACUGCUGCCACCACCCCCUCCACCGCCACCACCCCCGCUGCUCCUCCCGCCGCCGCUGCUGCCCCGUCACUCUCCCGUGACUCCAGUGGCGGGGGGCCGGGGCACGCGGGAGGAGAGGAACCGCGUGCAGGGGAGGGUGGGGGGGCGGAAGCAGGGGUGGUGAGGGCGGAAGAGGGGGAUGUUGGCGGCACAGGUGGGGGUGCAAGGACUGGUGGGGAGGGUGGGGAGGAGGGUGGUGAGGAAGAGAGAAAGUUGAGGGAGGGGCAAGGAGAGGAAAUUACAAGAGUGGAUGGGGAGGAAAGGUCCAGAGAGGAGGGCGAGGGGAAGGAGGCCGGUGGGGAAGAUGGAUGUGCGGCGGAAAACGAUGGGGAGGGGAAAGGUGCGAGGGAAGUAGGUCGGGAAGAGAGGUGUGGGGAGGAAAGAGGUGGUGAGGAGAGGAAUGGAAAGGAGAAAAAUGGGGAGGAGAGGGAUGGGGAGGAGGGAGCAAUGGCGCAGCAAGGUCGCGAUGCAGAGGGCUCUCAGAAGCCAGGGGCAGAGGGGAAGGAGACAGGGUCGUUUGGGGAGGUGUUCAGAGCGGUGUGGAGGGGCACGGAGGUGGCGGUGAAGCAGCUGUUGGUGCAGGACGACCCAUCACCGGAGGAGUAUGAGGACUUCUACAACGAGCCGCCGCAGGUGUGCAUGGUGACGGAGUACAUGCACAUGGGGUCGCUCUACCGCAUCAUCCACUCGCGCGAGCCCGGCCAGGGCGGCGAGUCGCUCAGCUGGAAGCGCCGCUACAAGAUGCUCAGAGAUAUCUGCAGCCAAUAUGCCCAAUCCUCAGCACCCACAACUCUCUGUUCCUACACCCCCCACUCUCUCUUUCCCUCUCGUCUGCCGUCCACCCACGCUCUCUCCCUCUCCCCUCCCCACGGCACCACCAGGGGCAUGCUGUGCGUGCAGCGCAUGAGCAUAGUGCACCGGGACCUCAAGUCCGCCAACUGUCUGGUGGACAAGCACUGGUGCGUCAAGAUCUGUGACUUCGGCCUCUCGCGCCUGGCGCCCGACGGGCUCGUGCUGGGGCGCACGGCAGCGGGCACGCCCGAGUGGAUGGCGCCCGAGCUGCUGCGCAACGAGCCGUGCUCCUUCAAGUGCGACGUGUUCAGCAUGGGCGUCAUCAUGUGGGAGCUUGUCACUCUGCGCCGGCCCUGGGAGGAAGUUAAGAACCCGCUCGAGGUGGCAUACGCAGUGGCGCAUCGCAAUGCACGCCUGCCUGUGCCGGACGGCAUGCUAGGCCAGCUCAUAGCAGGUCGUGCUGCCGCGGGGGGUACUCGCUCUGGGGGUGCUCAGCCGGGUGCUGUCGAGGGCGGAGCAGGUUCUUCUUCGUCGUCUCCUCACGCUACUCCUCCUCCUCACCCUUACCCGACUCGCCACCAGGCCCGUCUUCGUCUUGAGCGCGAGGAGCAGCAGCGUUUGGAGCGUGAGAGGUUGGAGCUUCAGCAGCGGGUGGAGAGUGAGAGGUUGGAGUUGCAGCGGGAGCAGCAGCAGCAGCAGCAGCAGCAGCAGCAGCAGCAGCAGCAGCAGCAGCAGCAGCAGCAGCAGCAGCAGCAGCAGCAGCAGCAGCAGCAGCAGCAGCAGCAGCAGCAGCAGCAGCAGCAGCAGCAGCAGCAGCAGCAGCAGCAGCCGCAGCAGCCUCCGCCCCUGUUUCUGGCCUUCGGGCCCUUGGUCUCCCCUCCUCUCCUCCUGUGUUCGGUCCUACGACAGACAGUUUGA